Molecule: messenger RNA, 735 nt
Organism: Iphiclides podalirius (scarce swallowtail)
Lineage: Eukaryota; Metazoa; Arthropoda; Insecta; Lepidoptera; Papilionidae
Source: the annotation of a GenBank genome assembly
AUGGAAGGCAGCGCUAAAAGGUACAUACGCAGCGAGUCGGCGAGUUGCGCCCACAUGGUCGAGGAGAGUGCCGCGAACAAUAGAAAGAGCGCGGAUCCGCACGAGAAGCUGAAGGCCCUUCUGAAUUCGCCAGAGGAGGACACGGAUGACACUCUGCCACCAUCGGACGCCCCGAAAUUCGGAACGGUAAUACAUAACAGGAUCUUUGUGGGCGGCUUCUCCUUGACCACGACCGACGAGGACUUGUGGAAGUUCUUCUCCGGCUUCGCGACCGUCACAGCGGCGAGGGUGAUCUACGACAGGGCUGGUGUGUCCAAAUGCUACGGAUUCGUCACGUUCGCGAGCCCGAGGGUCGCGAGACUGAUCGUCAAGCAGAGCGGAGGUGUUAUGUUCUCACCAUUGGGGCGUCUCCGCGUAGCGCAGGCUGUCAGAAAACAGAUGAGCCAGUUGCCGAUGCUGAGCGCUGAGGCAACGCCACUGCAGGCGCCUCUGUGCUACCAGCUACUCUGCGCACCGCCCCUGGCGCCCCUACCCGCCUGCGCCCCUUGCGAGUUGCCGCCCCCACCGUACGCCGUAUACCCCCUGCCAUUCGAUACCACGCCUAUAUACGGGCCACCGGCCCAGUAUGCCCUGGUGCCAGCGCCGUUCAGCGCAUGCUGCGAGCCCUCGUGCUGCGCCCCCCUCGACAAGCAGCCCCGCGCCCCGCCGCCCCCACUUCACCCCGCGUUCAUCUAC